Salvia splendens (bonfire salvia) is the source of this 1609-nucleotide messenger RNA. RefSeq names its product B3 domain-containing protein At2g36080-like. The record is from RefSeq and is a predicted model, not a curated record. The transcript is spliced from 3 exons. Gene Ontology annotation, molecular function: DNA binding; DNA-binding transcription factor activity. Bases 250 to 1044 code for a protein of 264 amino acids. NCBI's taxonomy places the organism in Eukaryota, Viridiplantae, Streptophyta, Magnoliopsida, Lamiales, Lamiaceae.
UAAACCCACCCCACCGCCCCAACAUUCAGAAUUGCUGCUACUACUACUAUACAAAUCACCAAUCACCCUUCCUUCCACAUUUUUCCACAUCAGAACAAAACAAGAUCUUAUUACUCCCACGCUUGUGAGUGCGUGUGUGUGUGUGUGUGUGUGUGAGAGAGAGAAACAAAACAAAUCCUCCCCCCCAAUUAUCAUUAUAUACUCUCUUCAGUCUUCACCAUACGCAAAAGACAUAAGGAGUAAUUAAAAAUGUCAAUGAACCGCUUCUCUGCAGAGCUGCUUCCAGAGCCCCAUUGGUGGUCACACUGCACAAUGGCGGAUUCAAUUUCAAUUUCACCGCCUCCAAAAGCCUCAUCUCCUUCCAUCUCCAUCAACCACUACCGCGCUGCACCCUUCGACCUCAACAAUGACCACCACGAAUCCUCGGCGGAGAUCCCGAAGGAGCGGCUGUUCGAGAAGCCGCUGACGCCGAGCGACGUCGGGAAGCUGAAUCGGCUCGUGAUACCGAAGCAGCACGCGGAGAAGCAUUUCCCCCUGAGCAGCAGCGGCGAGAGCGGCCUGCUGCUAGGGUUCGAGGACGAAUUGGGGAAAUCGUGGCGCUUUCGCUACUCGUACUGGAACAGCAGCCAGAGCUACGUCCUCACCAAGGGCUGGAGCCGCUUCGUCAAGGAGAAGCGCCUCGACUCCGGCGACGUCGUCGUCUUCGCGCGCCACCGCCUCGACACCGGCCGCUUCUUCAUCGGCUGGCGCCGGAGGAGCUCCGAUUCUCAGCCGCCCGCCCCUGGCUGUCGGAUGAUUUACCCUGCUCAUCCUUAUCAUCAAAUCCAACAACACACUGAUUCAAUGCAUCUCCAAUCGCAAGGUGGUGGAUUUCACGAGAAGCAGCAGACAUCGAAUGGGAAUUCCAAGACGUUGAGGCUGUUCGGAGUGAACUUGGAGUGCCAAACUGAGGAAUCAGCAUCAGAGGAGGUUGGGUCGAGCCAGGGUCAACAAUUCGAUUAUUAUUCAAAUCAUAAUCACAUGCAGGUAUAUCGGCAAGGAUAAGAUCUCCAUGAUGUGACGUCGCCUCAACAAUAUUUGGAAAUUGGAAAAGAAAAAAAAAAGAUCAACAUCCCCAGAUUUUCUGGGUAUGUUAGAAAAGUGAUCUGAAAACCCUGAGAGGUGGAAAUCGAAAACUCAAAAUUGAGAAAGUAAAGAUGGAAAGAGACUAGAGAGAUGAGGGAUUGGAAUUGGAAUGGGUCCCACUCCCACACACACUCUAUAUAAGUGUAUAUAUAUAUAUAUAUAUAUAUAGAGAGAGAAAGAGGCAUGCAUUUGCAAAAUUGCAAUCAAGGAAGUGAAGAUUGGAGCAGAUGAUGUGGGAAUUUAGUGAUUUUGGAUGGAGAUUUUUCAUCAUAACUUAGAAGUGGAUGGAUAUGGCCAUGUAGGUUGCAAACAUGGGGAGGGAAUUAACAUUUUCUGCCCUCUACCAUAACUUGAUACCUUUGUUUUUGGAAAUUUCUGUAUUUUUCUCAGCAUGUAUGUCUGUAAUUAUUUACAUUAGACUAAAAUAGAAUGGUAGAACUACAAUCUUUUGCCACGUAUCUAUCUUUAAGUACGUGAUUAAGUC